CAUAAGUGCCAAACAUUACACCUCAACCUAAUCUAAAGGAGACGUUCAAGAAAUGUAUGGGGCUUGGGCUUAAAAUAAUUUUAAAUUGAACAGCAUGCUGACCUAUAUAGGUUGAAAGAGCGUAAUUAUUUUGAUUUUUUGAGGCAUUAAAUAAGAUUUUACAGCCCUCCGUUUUUUUUUAAAGCGAAGUUGAAAUAAUAUAAGCUUGUAUCCCUACAAACAUUAUUUUUAAGGGCUAGCAACCCUGUGGCAAUUGAUAUGACGGUAUAUUUGUGUAUAUCUGUGGUACUUUUACAUCUGUGGCUCAUCUGUGACAGCAAAAUAAACAAUCAGACGACUUUCCGACAUCGUACCUAUCGCGUUGUUCGUAAUUUCGUUGUGAUUUGAGUGUUGUGUUCUUACUUCAUUUGACCUUUGCAUCUGCUCUACGGACUCCGACCCCUCUUUUGUGAUCUACCUACCGCUUGUGUUUACUGGACAGAUAUUCUUUGCGAUUUGGACUAUCGUUUAUUCGAAAGCCAUGGCUGCAUGUGUUAAUUGCUAUGUUAUCUUGCAACCUGACAUCCUGCAGUAUGAAUACCAUGCUGCAGAUCUGAGCCCAGAGCUAGCUUUGAUAAUUGAAGAAUGGUGCGGGCGUGAGAUUAGUGAUAAUGACCGGUUAUGCCAAGCAUGUGUUCACCUAGUUGCACAAGAAGCUAAUAAUCGUACUGAAAAUCCCACUGUCAGAACGGUUUCACACAUAUUUGUAUGCAUAUCUUGUGGCAUUUCAUUGGGUCAACGCACAGGCAGACGACGUCGCUCAUUAUUAGAGGGAUCUGAUUUGAGAACUUACAUAGAAAAUCAAAUAUUUCCCCGACAGGUUCCAAAUGAAGCUUGGGCAUGUAAUGCUUGCUGGAUGAGGGCUUAUCAUAAUACACCCCGGUUAGAAACGGAACCUCCUGUAUCCCUGGAAUUUGAAGCGCCAGUGGUCCCAGUCCAAAUGCAAACAAAUGAGGUGUCAGUUCCAGCUGUCAUUCCAGAAGAACCAAAUGUUGACUCAGUUCCUGCAUCAAGUUCAAUAACCGUGCCAAGCUCAGAAACAGAAUCUUGGGCUGAUCAGAUGCCCAAUAUUCGACCACCAAUUGAUACAAUUAAUUUAGUUUCAUAUGCUCGUAUAUCAGACACAACAUCCCACUGUUUUGUACCAGACUGUGUGAACCCUGAACGUAUUAGAGUUUCUCGCUAUUUAAAAAGAUCGAUCUUGUGUCAAUAUAAAAUAUAUAUUUCUGAGAAUGCUAGAGUAUGUCAUGAACAUUCAAUGUUAUAUAACUGGGAUAUUCUAAAUGAAUUUGAUUUUAUACACAGUUUCAACAGAAUGCAAAUUGAAAAUAUGUUAGAUUUGUUGUGUCAUAGACCAGUUGGUUCUGUGCUUAAUUUCGAAGAUAUUGAAAACUGCUCAGACCGACUGUGUCAUUAUUGGACUGGCCUCACAGUAGCUAACUUUUUAUCAUUGUUUAACAGUGUUGGUCAGAUAGAAACAAUCUGUAAUAAAGCCAAAACUGCUCUUGGCAUGUAUCUAGUUAAAUUAAGAACAGGUGAAUCAUUUGCACGUAUAGCCAGUCUUUUUUUAACCUCUAAGGGUACAGUAGCAAAUUACGUCAAAAAAGCAAGGUCUUGUCUAAGCACUUAUUAUGUGCCUUUGCAUUUAGGGGUUGGUCAUAUGACUCGCGAGCAACACAGUGUCCAUAAUCUUUUGAUACCACAGGGACUUUUCGGAACAGAUGCUAAUAACCCAAUAGUAAUCUGCGAUGGCACUUACAUCUAUUUGCAAAAAUCUUCAAAUUAUUUGUUUCAAAAAAAAACUUAUAGUUUGCAUAAGUAUCGCAAUUUAGUUAAACCUUUUCUGAUGGUGACUUGUGAUGGCCACAUUAUUGAUGCCUUUGGACCUUACGCUGCAACACAGUCAGAUGCUGAUAUUAUGAAAGAUCUCUUUCAAAAUGAAAACUCUCCACUAAGGUCUUACUUUAGACAAAACGAUGUUUUUAUUUUAGAUCGUGGCUUUAGGGAUGCUAUUGGUUUAUUAACUUCCUUGGGGUAUUCAAUUAAAAAACCUGAGAGUUUGGAUGUUGGUGAACGACAAUUAUCUACUUUAAAAGCAAAUAAAUCUCGAAUGGUUACUUUGUGUAGGUGGGUGGUAGAAGUAGUAAAUGGUCGGUUUAAACGGGAUUUUAAAAUAUUCAGGGCUGAUUAUUUUAAUUGUGCUUCUAGAAACCUCAUGACUGAUUUUAAAGUUGCAGCAGCUAUUCUUAAUUGUUUCCAUCCCCUUAUUACUGACCAUCCAGAUGCAGAGGCAAUUUUAACCAGAGCCCUAGAAAGAUUCCAUAUGCCAAACACACUAGCUGAUUAUGUUAUUGAAGGAAAUAUUAACAGACAUAGAGUCAAUUUUGUUUCAUUAGAUGGCCAGCUACCCCAUUUGGAUGUGUUCCCUGUGAUGGAAAUGAGGGAUCUUAUUUUAUUUUCAUUGGGUAUUUACCAAAUAAAACAGGCAAGAUCAUAUUAUGGGGAACACAUUCGAGAAAAUGGUACAUUUAGAAUAGAAGUUGACACUAAUCUCCUAGAACAUUCAAAUAAUUCAUUUUUAUUAAGAGGAAGAAUAAGGUCACGCCACCAAAGCAAUAAAAUAUAUUGUACAUAUAUAUUGUUGAAUUUAAAUAGUGGUAUUACAGAUUGGUGUCAGCGAAUUGCACAAUAUUAUUGCAGUUGCAUUAUAGGGAAACGUACCAUUGGAAGCUGUGCACAUGUUAUGACCAUUGUUUGGUACUUGGGAUGGGCACGGCAUCAGGAAAAUAUGCCACCCCCACCUGCCAGUUUCUUAGACAGUAUUUUAGUAAGAGAUGAUGUCGAAAAUGAAGAAGAUGAAUAAAGCACAAAUAAUUAAUAA
Molecule: messenger RNA, 2920 nt
Organism: Spodoptera frugiperda (fall armyworm)
Lineage: Eukaryota; Metazoa; Arthropoda; Insecta; Lepidoptera; Noctuidae
Exons: 3
Coding region: 521-2902 (793 amino acids)
Source: RefSeq, a predicted model, not a curated record